Messenger RNA from Symbiodinium sp. CCMP2456, 2568 nucleotides. Lineage: Eukaryota; Dinophyceae; Suessiales; Symbiodiniaceae. The record is from the annotation of a GenBank genome assembly.
AUGGCGCCGGAAGACGAGCAGGAAAUGGCCGAGUUGCUUGAGCCAUCCGAGAAGAUGGCGACGAUCUCCCUACCUAGGACAGGCUCAUCCUCCUCUUCGAAGACCGUGGAGGCUGAUGAGGAGAGUACCAGACAGGAAAGCAAGGAGCAAGACUUUUGGGAUGAGGCGACGGAGGCGUUGUACGACAUCUUCGAAGCGGGAGGAGCGUCCGGCAGCACUUUGGGAAGGAAGUUCCGUCGUUCCGACGAGUCAGAUGGAAACCUCGUCCACAUACACGCUCCUGCCCGGCCGUUGCUGUUUCGGCAGUUUCUGGAAAGCUUCGUCCGCAUGGCGCCGAUGCGCUUUCCCAAAGAGCAGGGCCUGGAGCAGCAGGUGCAGCGGCUCUUCAAGGAGCAGGUGGCUCCCUGCUUGAAGAUGGUCUCUGGAAGCAAGUCUGAGGGCGGAGGACUCAUCAGCAUGCUUGCCAACUUUCGCCGUCCGGCGAGCUCUGCCUUCGGGCUCUUCACACAGCCGGAGGUCAGGGAGGUGGUCUACGAGUUGGAGCCGAUGCUUUGGAAGAUCUUCGUAGAGCUGUCGGGAGAUGCUGGGGCCAACGAGGCGGCAAAAAGCAUCGGCGGCGGCGGGAUUUUCUCCGGAGCUGGCGGUCUUGGGGCGAACCCUUCCAACGCGAAGUCGCCAGAGGUGGCGAAGCUCCCGACGAGCCAGGCGACAGGGGCGAAUCGCGAAUCGGAGCCAAGUGCCCCAAGCUCAGCCCGCCUUCAGGCUCGGCUUCGCAGCUGGGGUUCGCCACUGCGUGAACUGCAUGUGCGAGCGAGGCUGACCGUGAGCCUACGUGUCAAGGACGUCCUCCGAUUUCUGCAUGGCUUGGGCUUCCUGCAGAACACUUUGAUCAAAGAGCAGCACCGGCCCCUUACCGAAGUGCUGUCGGGCUCCGAGGGGGACGCUGUCAACAACUUGCUCAACCCUUUGGGGAGUGGCCUAUCUCAAGAAGAGCCUCCGGAGGAAGAGAAUCCGAGUGAGGAUGACGAAGGCUCUGGCGGCAGCGCAGCGCCCGAGGAGGACGAGGACGUCGGCACCAAGCAGCUCCCCGGUCUUUCCAUCAGCUUCAUGCCAAAGGGCUCGCUGUUAGGUGGUAGUGCGAAAGAUGAGAAGAAGAGGAAGGACAAGGAAAAGAAGGAUAAGAAAGAGGAGAAGGAAGUCCGCACUCCGGCCGAAGACCUGGGCUGCAUCAACUUGAUGGUCGACGUCGUCGAAGUCUUGAGAAUUCUGGCCCAGGUGUUUUCACCUCCUGUCAUGGAGACCUUGCACUGGGAGCCGGACAACUUGAAGGAGGCUAGUGGGCUGGACGAGAAUGUGUCCAUAUUGGAGUUCAUGGAGACAGAGGUGACAUUCGCCGAGUUCAUGCGACUUCUCUUCCUGAUGGCAGAGUUCACGACGCGAAGGGACUACAAGUUCUGCAGGAGCGUGUCCUUGACCACCCGGCUUGACGUCUUCCUGAAGAAUGUCAUCACCUUCUGCCAGAAGGGCGGCAAGUACGCGCCGCCCGACACUUCAACGUCCGCCGCUGGCGAGAGCCGAAAGCGACCCGAGGCGAAGGCUGAAGAAGCUCCCGCUCCGGAUGCUACCAGCGAGGAGCAGUGGCUCGGCUUCGACGUCGAGGGAGAGAGCUGCGCUUUGCGAAGGUGGCCGGAAGGCUAUGAGAUUGAGGAGGGUCUCGGCCUCGCUGCCUUGGGGCUGUGCUGGCAGCGUGUGAGAGCCAAGCAGCCUCCACGUGCCUUGCGAGAAGGAUGCCAAGCUGCGCUCCACGCUUCGCAUCUGAAGGAAAUCCAGGAGCUUCUGCAGCCGAUGAUCAGCGAGAGGCGACUUGACAAGGCAAGAAGAGUCUUGCAAAAGAGAACUCAAGCCGUGCGGCUGGUCUUUCUGCGGCAACAGCCAGCUGAUGUACUCGCGGCUCUUCGGACCAUGGAUCAGUUCGCACUUCAGUUUGCCGAGAUCAUCGGCGAGCUGGAAGACCACCUAGAGAAGCCGGGCGAUACAUCCGGAGGAUCCCGGAACUUCGUCACUGUGCGCCAGUGGCCAGACCUGCAAAGCUGCACUCAGUCCCUGCGCAAGGCGGGCCAUCUAUGCGUGUGUCUUCGCAGUGGCGCUGAACUCUCGGCCGAGGGUCUCCAGACGGAGGCCUCCCUGGCUUCGCUGAAAGCUGUGUGCAAAAGGAGGCCGCCGCCAAAGCUCGCCGUUGUGUUCGGAGCCAGCGGAGUCGAAGAGGACCACGACGAUUACGAUAUGCAGGUUUCCUUGCCUCAGCGCGGAUUCGCGUGUGGCCUCUCUCUGAAUGUCGCCGUGGCCAUGGUCCUCGUGCACCUCAGGUCUGCCGGCCUUCUGAGCGGACGCUCGCUGUCGUCCUGGCAGCGCGAGCUGCUUUGGACUCAGUGGCUGGUGGAGCUCCAUGGCCGCGAAAGCUCGAUGGCUCUUCUGCAAGAGCGAGGUCUGGCCUCGCAGCUUGAGCUGCUGUGCGAGGUGGCGAAAGAAAGACCCAGAGACGCCGAGCUCGUGCCCUUGAUGCCGUGA